Messenger RNA from Megachile rotundata (alfalfa leafcutting bee), 1693 nucleotides. RefSeq lists its product as uncharacterized. Lineage: Eukaryota; Metazoa; Arthropoda; Insecta; Hymenoptera; Megachilidae. The record is from RefSeq and is a predicted model, not a curated record. Gene Ontology annotation, biological process: embryonic morphogenesis. Gene Ontology annotation, cellular component: tRNA-splicing ligase complex.
UAAAAAUUAAUGUUUUCGACUGAAAUAAUGUAUAUAGUAAUCAAUAGUAAUUUUAAGUCAAACCUAAGCUGAUUUAAGUGUUUGUUUAAUUUAAAAUUGUUUGAUAUUAAUAGGAGUUAUAAACAUAAAAGUAUAUAUAUGAAUACAUAAAUGUGCAAUACAAAACUAAUAAUUGAUAUAAGUGAUAAAAUAUUAAACAAUUAAAGAAAACAGGAAUUUCGUAUCUACUAAAAAAUCAGAUAGCUUUUUUCGAAUAUUGUAAGCCUAUGAUUGAAUCGUCAGAUAAAAUUAUUAGAUAACAAAUAAUACGUGCAUGUAUAGAUGCUGGUAAUGUGUUUUACGUUUAAUCGAAUAUUGUGUGAAGUGAGUAUUUCAUACUUUACAAAUAUUCUUCAUUAAUUAAUAAAGCGUAGAUUAAAAUGUUGACACCAGAAACAUACCAAUUAACUCAUCCAGAAUCACUGACAGAUGCUGAACUUAAGGAAAUUUUAGAAAAUAGGUGCAUAGAUUUUAGUAAUUAUAAAAAUUUAACCAGAUGUGGGUUAAUAGAACUAUAUAAACGUGUGGCAAUGCCAUUGCCUCAAAGACAAAAUGAAAAUAACCAUAGUGCAAGUACAAACAAGGAUAAUAAGGAAACAAAUUCAGUUAAUGAAUCUCACCAAAAUUUAACUCUUUUGAAUGGUACAAAUAAUACAAAAAUAAAUAUAAAUGAAGUCACAAAAUCAUCUCAAACAUCUCAUAUGAAGUUGACAACUCCUGAAAAUGAGUUAAAGUGUUCAACAAAGAAAAUAUGCUUGUAUAAUUCAAAUACUGUGACUAAGUGCAACGGUGUUGAUAAACGUAAUGGCGAUGACAAAUUGGAUGGAGCUCCAUCUAAGAAAAGACAGAAAAUUACAUGGCCGUAAUGAUAUGUAUCGCCCUAUGAAAGAUUUGGAAACAUAAAUGACAGUGUCAUGUUGCAAAUUUAUUAUUUCUAGCAAAGUUGUUUUAAAGGUGUCUAAGUGGAGUUUUCAUAUGUAUUCUAUUUUUACAGUUAAUAUAUAAUUUCUACAUAACUAUGAACUGUCACUGUUAUUUGUGGUAAUAAUAACAGAGGUAUGUUUUCUUUUUAAAGUGAAAGUAUAAUUAAAUGCGUCUACGAAUUUUAAAAAAAUAAAGAUAUUAUUAUGUUUUGAAAAUUCAUAGUUAUCAUAAUAUAAAAUAAAAUUAAGAUAGCAAAAAAAUAUGUUGCUACUUUAUGAAUGGUAUUAUACCAAAAAAUCGAGUUUUAGUGAAAUAUUACAUGACAUCUCUGUAUAAAAAUUAUAUUUUAAGACUAGAAUUAUUGUUUUUCAUAAAUAAUAUUAUUCCUGUAAGUGAUUUUAAAGUAUUAAUUUUUGACUGAUGAAUUGUACGAAUCAACAAUAUCUAUCAUAGAAAUAUCGAUGCCUAGUACAACACACAAUAAUCUAAUCUACAAGAACUAUAAACAAUUCUGGAAUUUAAUGUUACAAUUUAUUUUCAUUUAUUGGCAAAAUAUUGGUUGAAUAUUGAAUUUUUUUCUUAUUUUUUAAUCAUUUAACUAAAUUAUUUAAUCUAGUUAACUAUAGUAUUGAUUAGUGAUGAAAUCUAUGACUGUUAAUUUAUUAUUGGCUAAACAUUUAAGGAAUAACUUGCAUGUAUUCUUAAUUAAAUUCUGAAAUUUUUUAACACA